Messenger RNA from Aspergillus mulundensis, 1542 nucleotides. Its product is annotated as putative UBX domain protein. Bases 1 to 1542 code for a protein of 513 amino acids. The record is from RefSeq and is a predicted model, not a curated record. Gene Ontology annotation, molecular function: protein binding. NCBI's taxonomy places the organism in Eukaryota, Fungi, Ascomycota, Eurotiomycetes, Eurotiales, Aspergillaceae. The transcript is spliced from 2 exons.
AUGAGCUCUCAUGUCGUAGUUCUCGACUCGACAGCUCGAAGAGCCACAAUCAAAACAACUCCCGGAAAAUACCUUACCGACAUUCUACAAGAAGCAUGCAAGAAGCUCGGGUUGGACGCCAGUCAGUAUGGACUGAAACAUAAAAGUAAACAGCUCGAUCUGUCGCUAGCAUUUCGUCUUACUGGCCUCUCUCCCGGUGCAAAACUAGAACUUGUACAGCUCUCUCGUUCCCCAUCCGUCGUCACAGUCGCCCUUCAACUCCCGCCGUCAGAAGUCCGUGGAGCGCCAAAUGGACGGCUCAUGGACAAAUUUCCCAGCACUACCAGUAUAUGGAUGCUCCUUCGCAAAUUCGAAGCGGGAGUCGCUGGCAGUGCAUCCAUCCGCAACCUCACCGGCCGAGGGGUUCCCGUCAUCGAGGGGCAAGGAUCCGGACGUUUGUUCUACGAGACCCCAGUGGUACAGAUACUGGAUCGCGAGCUGUCCACACUACCGGACUUCCAAAAGUCACUGGCGCAGUACGGGUUCAACAGUGGAAAUGUGCUGGUGCGAUUGAGCUUCCGCCGAACAGACCGGCCACUGGAGGAAGCAAUGACGGAAAUCCACGAAUACUUCAUGCCAUCCGAGGAUGAGGCUACAGCAGAACAGACGUCGACACCAAAGUCGGGACCAGAUACCGACAAAGAGAACAAUCCGCUAACCCCUCAAACACCAGUAUCCGCCUCCGAUGAGGCCCCAGAAGAGCCUGUCACAGAACAACCCACAAAAACAUCAUCAGAACCCGCCUCGAAUCUCCCCCUUCAACAGUCUGAACCUUCGGCUGAUUUAUCUCGACCCGUGACUGUUUUUGCCCCUCCAUCAAGCAACGCGCCUCAGUCGACACAAAUUGCAUACAACGAUGCCGACUACGUACCCUCCAUUGAGCACGCCCAGAUCCAUCAACGACGACUUCAAGCAUCCAGCAGAAACACGCGGCUUCGAUCAGAUGCCGAAAUUGCAGCUGCGGCUAAAGCAGAAGAGGAACGUCGCGCAGCCAUUAAGGAAGUUGAAGUGAAGAUCCGACUCCCAGACCAAAGUCAAAUAGUCUCCAAAUUCGGACAACAAGACACGGGCAAAACCCUCUAUGGUUUUGUCCGCAGCUGUCUCGCCGCGCAAUAUACCACAGAGAAAUUUAUUCUCACAAACUUCUCCGGGCCCGCCGCUUCAAAAUCCCACCAACCCCACGUCCCUUUCCAGAGUAUCCUCCCUGAUUCAGAAAAGAGUCUUCUCAUCAAAGACCACGGCAUGACCGGCCGCGUUCUGGUUAACUUCUCUUGGCAUGCGUCUGCAUCUCCAGCGACCCAGCAAAGCCGCUCCGGUCUUCUUAGAACAGAACUUCAGACUACGGCCCAAGAACACAAGAUCGAACAGCCCCAAGAUGCUAUGGACACGUCUGAGGAUGUCGUGGUAUCUCUAAAACCAAGUGAUUCAGGCAAGCAGGAUGGCGAGAAGUCUGGGGGCCGCAAGGUCCCAAAAUGGUUGUCAAAAUUGCCAGGGAAGAAAUGA